Messenger RNA from Monomorium pharaonis (pharaoh ant), 2357 nucleotides. It is a transcript of the gene Got1, whose product is annotated as aspartate aminotransferase, cytoplasmic. Gene Ontology annotation, cellular component: cytosol. The coding region runs from base 209 to 1480 and encodes 423 amino acids. Gene Ontology annotation, biological process: L-aspartate biosynthetic process. NCBI's taxonomy places the organism in Eukaryota, Metazoa, Arthropoda, Insecta, Hymenoptera, Formicidae. The record is from RefSeq and is a predicted model, not a curated record. The transcript has 7 exons. Gene Ontology annotation, molecular function: L-aspartate:2-oxoglutarate transaminase activity; pyridoxal phosphate binding.
UACCCCUAUUGUAGAUCCGGCCUAAAGGCAAGUAAAGGUCGCUUUGCUGAUCUUUACAACACCGCUUUGUUGUAAUAUAUUUUUAUAUUACAUAGUUUAAUAUAUUUACACUGCAAUCGUAACUUUUUCGCUCUCUCGCACGAAUUUUUCAUUUGAUAUUAUUCUUUAUAUUACCACAUCGCCACUAUUGUUAUCUGUUGUUGACGACAUGAAUACCAGAUUCACAGGAAUAGAAUUGGGACCUCCUAUCGAGGUUUUUGCACUGCAAAAAGCAUUUGUUGAUGAUAUUUACGAAAAUAAAGUUAAUCUUACUAUAGGAGCUUAUCGUACUAAUGAAGGUAAACCAUGGGUUUUGCCAGUUGUGAAAAAGGUGGAAAAGUUACUUGCUGCUGACGAUUUACAAAACCAUGAAUAUUUACCAGUUCUUGGCUUGGAAGCAUUUAGUGAAGCUGCUACGAGUAUGUUAUUAGGUGCAAAUUCUCCUACUAUCGCCCAAGGACGUGCUUUUGGUAUUCAGUCGCUUUCUGGUACUGGGGCAUUGCGCGUUGCCGCUGAAUUUUUGAAUCGUGUUCUUCAUUACAAUACCUUUUAUUACAGUAAACCUUCCUGGGAUUAUGUACUGGCAGAAAAUCACAAACUGGUAUUUAAUAAUGGUGGAUUUAAAAAUGCCCGCGAGUACGUAUAUUGGGACGAAAAGACUCGCAAUAUCGAUUUAGAAGGAAUGCUUCGUGAUUUACGAGAUGCCCCAGAAAAUGCUGUAAUCAUUCUGCAUGCGUGUGCACAUAAUCCCACUGGAUGCGAUCCAACUCCAAAGCAAUGGACUCAAAUAGCUGAUGUAAUACAGGAAAAAAAGCUUUUUCCAUUAUUUGACAGUGCUUAUCAGGGAUUUGCAAGUGGAGAUUUGGAUAAAGAUGCAUAUGCUGUUCGAAUGUUUGCUGAACGUGAAAUCGAAUUCAUCUGUACACAAAGUUUUGCGAAAAACUUUGGAUUAUACAAUGAAAGAGUUGGCAACUUAGUUUUUGUGUUGAACGAUACGAAGGAGGUGGUUCAAGCUAAGUCACAAUUAACUUUAAUUAUCCGAGGAAUGUACAGUAAUCCUCCUAAUCAUGGUGCUCGAAUUGUUGCAACUGUACUGAGGAAUCCAGAGCUCUUUGAGGAAUGGAAAGAUCAUAUUAAAAUAAUGUCUAGUAGAAUCAAACAAAUGAGAAUAGGUUUACAUCAGAGACUGUUAAAAUUAGGUACCCCAGGUAUUUGGGAUCAUAUUAUUCAGCAAAUUGGGUUGUUCUCGUAUACAGGACUUACCGAGAAACAAGUGCAACAUCUAAAAGAUCAUUAUCAUAUUUUUAUGUUACGUAGCGGGCGUAUAAAUAUGUGUGGACUCAAUGAAAAUAAUUUGGAUUAUGUAGCAAAUGCGAUUAAUGAAACGAUAACGUUAUUCCCAGAAGCGCAGAAUGACUUAAUUGUGGCAGAAGGUGGAUAACGCCUAGCCACCACGCAACCUCAGGAGUAAGAACCGAAAUAUAUUAUAAGAAAGCGGAGAUAUACAAUGUUGCCACCAGAGGACUACAAUUCUCCGGAGUAAAAUUACAACUCCCAGAAGAUAUAAGGAGUGAAUAGAGAGUGUCAACUCACUCAUUGCGCCCUAGUAGACGAGUCUACUUUUUCGUUAACAGAACGACAGUUCUACUAGAUUGCAGGCAAACUGGCGACCAAUAACGGUACGUGGCGACUUCCGUUAAUUCCAUCUGGCAUAGUUUCACUGACGCGACCGCCGAAUGUUUCUGGCCGCCGACGAUCUACGGGUGUGCAGGUACACUUCCCCGAGAUACCAUCUCCCGGACCUCCUGGAGGCCUUAGCCAAAGAAACCGAGACGACCGGUACUCAGACCGAAGGCAUGGCGAGCGUAACGGAUGAAAGCACCCAGACGGAAGAGACUACGAACCAGAAGGAGGCCGCAACGCAGACCUUUGAGGCAUCGCCAGGACCUUCAGGGAUUUCACUACCGGCCACAGAUAGCAGCCUUGGCGAACCUCCAUGCACGGGUAGAGAAGAGCCUCGCAGUUCUAGGAAGCAGAAACACCGGCACGGAAAGGAAAGGAAUCGACGGCACAAAAGGAAGCUAAGGACAAGGAAUCUUCCGGGCACCAGGACCCGAAGAUAACUUCCAAUUUAUCACUCGACGUCAACAACUUGGCCAGCUACCGAGUGAUAAAGACGGCGCCCGCACUGACGUGGAAGCCUAAGACUUAGGCGUACAUUUUUCCGGCUUCCUUUUCGGGGGCCACCUAAACCAAGCUAAAAGGAUAUUCAUGUACAUAGUGUAUAUAGAACAGAAUAAAGGAAAACCCUCAGGUUA